AUGGUGGGCACGGCGCGCCCGUCACCGUACUCGGACGACCGGCUUUCGUUUGUGAGCUCGGUCCACAGCAGCGCGCGCCAUCUGCUGCACGACAGCUUUGAGCCCGUCAAGACGCCCCUGGACGCCGACCUCGAAGGCGGCGCGCUCCGCGACGGUGGCGCGCCUUCGAUCACAUCGCCCGAGAUCCUCGCGCUCCUCUUCCAGUAUGCGUGCAUUGGCAUC
Messenger RNA from Saprolegnia parasitica CBS 223.65, 222 nucleotides. RefSeq lists its product as hypothetical. The annotation marks the transcript as partial. The record is from RefSeq and is a predicted model, not a curated record. NCBI's taxonomy places the organism in Eukaryota, Oomycota, Saprolegniomycetes, Saprolegniales, Saprolegniaceae. The transcript has a single exon.